Cajanus cajan (pigeon pea) is the source of this 1126-nucleotide messenger RNA. Its product is annotated as ferritin-like catalase Nec2. Lineage: Eukaryota; Viridiplantae; Streptophyta; Magnoliopsida; Fabales; Fabaceae. The record is from RefSeq and is a predicted model, not a curated record.
AAAAAAAUAUAGGCUAAAAUUGAACAUGGCACCUCAAACUUCCAAAUCCAAGGCCUAUAUUGUUGUUUUGCUAGCCUCCCUAAUCCUCCCCUUGGUUCUCCCAGAAUGUUAUUCUUCUGUGGUGGUUGCAAGUGCAGCAACCAAACCAAAAUUCUCAGAUGUUGAUCUGUUGGAAUUUCCUCUAAAUUUAGAAUACUUGGAGGCUGAAUUCUUCUUGUUUGGGACUUUGGGACAUGGAUUGGAUGUGGUUGCUCCAAACCUCACUGGGGGAGGACCCCCUCCCAUUGGUGCCAAAUUGGUUCAACUUGAUAGCCUUGCCAAAGAUUUCCUCUUGCAAUUUGCUUUUCAAGAAGUUGGACACUUGAGGGCCAUAAAGAGUAAAGUGAAAGAGUUCCCUAGGCCAUUGCUGGAUCUUAGGGCGUCAUCUAUUGCCAAACUAAUGGAUAGAGCGUUUGGGCGAACUCUAAACCCUCCCUUUGAUCCAUAUGCUAAUUCCAUCAACUUUAUUCUUGCAGCUUAUGUGAUUCCCUAUGUUGGCCUCACUGGUUAUGUUGGUGCCAAUCCACUACUGCAAAAGCCUUCUUCCAGGAAGCUUGUUGCGGGGCUUCUUGGAGUAGAGUCCGGGCAAGACGCGGUUAUUCGAGCAUUGCUGUAUGAACGUGAAGCGCAAUUGGUGCAACCGUAUGGAGUGACGGUGGCAGAGUUCACAAAUCGCAUUUCAAGGCUCAGGAACAAGCUGGGAAAGGCAGGUGUGAAAGAUGAGGGUAUCACGGUGCCUAGGGCAGAAGGUGCUGAGGGAAGAGUCAUGGGCAACAUUCUCGUAGGUGACAAAAAUUCACUGUCAUAUGCGAGGACUCCCAAAGAAAUACUUAGGAUAGUCUAUGGAUCUGGUGAUGAACAUGUUCCUGGUGGCUUCUUCCCUAAAGGAGGAAAUGGUCGCAUAGCUAAAUCUUACUUAAAGUAAAUUAGUUGUGCCUAAAGCUAUGUAUCAAGAAUAUUAGAGAGCAUUCGUUUUGUAAAUUACAUGUCUCUCGAAACUGUUGUGCAUCUAUGUCUUCUCUACGUGCGACAGUAAAUUAUUUGUUAUAAUAAGAUUAAUGCUUGCUACUUCUUGAUAUAAUAUAAU